Messenger RNA from Diatraea saccharalis (sugarcane borer), 6808 nucleotides. Lineage: Eukaryota; Metazoa; Arthropoda; Insecta; Lepidoptera; Crambidae. The record is from the annotation of a GenBank genome assembly.
GUACCGCGUUCUGUUGCGUUUUCUCUCACUACACUAUUUCGGUCUGGGGGCAAGCAAUAAGAUAGGUAUUUGACAUGAAUAAGGAAGAUUUCCUUAUUUCUCUUUAGACAAUGAGAAAAGUGCGUAAAAAGAAGCCGGUGGUCGCAAGGCGACUGUGACUAUGUUGUUUUAGUGUUUCUGAAAGCUAUUGGAUCCGGAUCAGCAACUAAACAUAUAUAAAGAUGGCGCUAGUGAUGUUGCCAUGCGACCUUCCUUGGUGGACCUCCGUACAGCGACAUCUGAAGCACCUCCUAUUGGCUUCAGCACCAAACAAGCUCACUGCCAGCAUGCUCAAAAUCCACGAUAUGUGCAACAUCGGCAUAGACCCUGACGACGAUGUUAGGGACCCCGAGCUGAUGAAAGGACUAGAACAAUUCCUCGAAGAAGAGAUGACGGAGGAUGAACAGCGGCACUUUCUGGACAACACUAUCAGGAUAAUGGUGAACAGAGCGCUGCAUUUGAAGAAGUGGAAACCACCUAAGGGACUCGUAUUUAGUUUACAACAGCAAAGUGAUGUGACUGAAUUGGAUUAUAAUUUCGUGUCGUCCUUGAUUGCUCAUGCGUUUUUCUCAACUUUUCCAAAGAGAACGCUCAAAACACAUCCAACGCUCCAAGACUUCAAUUUUACACAUUUUUUUAAGAAUUUACAUAGGAAAUCGCAAAGGAACAAGUUAAAAAGUUUGCUGCAUUAUUUUGAAUGGUUAGACAAACAUAGCGCAGAUGGUUGUGUUAAAAUAAGUCGACAGGUGAUGACCUCAAAACAAUGGCUGACAAUCGAAGACUGGUUAGAAUGCUCCUUACCCCUGUGCAAACUUCUGGUGCGACAUGAGGGUAGGCCUGAAAGGUGUGAAAAUGAUGAUGCGAUCAGAAUCUGUUUCGCGUCUAGCAGGAUCGGUGGAGAUGUACUUGUUGACGGAGAAUCACAGGAAUCGCUAUCAAUGUUUAUGAUGCCUGAGCUCCUUCCCGCAAUGCUAUCCGUGGAGGCGCUCGAAGACAACGAAGUGUUAAAAGUAGAAGGCGUUAGACUGUUCAGUAGAAUAUGUGACAAGAAACAAAAGACGAAAGUAGAACUACUCGAGGAGCCGAAAACGGUAACAGUAUGCCUUAUGGAUGCAGAAGAUUACAGCAAAUUACCUUUAGGACAGUGGGAGGAAGAUAACGUAUUACGAGAAAUGAACAAAUGUCUAUUAGCUUUCCAACAAACGCCAAUGAAAAGUCCUAAACAUGAAAGACGACUAUCACCAAUAGGAGAAUCGUUCAGCCACACGCCUCCAGAAGUAGAAGCGACAGUGGUGGUCAAACAAGCCUCAUCUUGUAGCACCCUCAAUAGCCUUAACAGCCGAAGCCCUUCACCUCAAAACUAUUGUGCUGCGACAAUCAACCUUAACGAUCCUAGUGUAGAAUUGACGAAAAGGAAAUGCUGGCUAUCCCCCGAAAGCGGUACAUUGAACAAUAGACGAGGUAGAUUCAUCGUGCUUGGUUCCUCUGGGGAAUGCUUGCCGGUGACCAGGAGUCCGGGACUGCCCACUCUUGACACUCAAGAGGAUAGUCUCUAUUCCAGCUGCAAUUCUAGCGAUGAUGAAUACCACAGUGCUAACGAUAGCUUCGAUUAUGGCGGAAGCGAAGACGAAGGAAGGGGCGAGAGUGCUCGACCCAAUUCAUUCCAAUACUCCAAAGAGUUGUCGACGGAAGAGCGACGAAUGAGCUUCGCCGACCGUUUGCGGGACGCACUGCGUCGGGAAGCAGAAAACUCAUGUACCACAAGCACCACGGGUGAUUGGUCUACAGACAGCUCUAGCUAUGCCGUCGGUGUCAGCAUCUCCGGAGCAGGAGUUAACGACAACGACAUCAAAGUCAAAAGAGGCGGUUCGGUGGGCUUUGUGUUGACUGAAAAAGAAACUAUAAGCAACGGCGAAGAGCCAUCUCCAAGACUUCGACCACUGGGCAGAAAGGAAACUGGAAAUAGUUCCAAAUACAGUUUCAGCACUGAAUAUACGUUCGCGGGAUCUCUUCUCAAGCGUACCCUGAGUGAAUCCAUGGCUUGCGAUUUGCCUGGCGUAGGCGCUGAAGGUGCAGCAGAGGCAGCGGAGUUAUACGGGCGCGACGGCCGCGACCGUGCCGCGCCACGACGCCUAGCGUUAGCCGCUCGCUCACUCUCUUUAGAACUGGCCCGCCAUCGGCACCGCCUCGCAGCACAACUGAAACGUAAAGUAAAAGAAUGUAUCCCGGAAGAAAUACUAGAAAGAGGCAAGAUAAAGGAACCUGAAGCAGAGGAGACUAGCAGUAGAUGUUGCUCAGAGUUCAGCACUUCAACUGAAACUUGCGCCACACAAAUAUCUAAUCCCAAAGUUAGGAAGAAAAAAUUGAAUUGGGUGAUAAACAUGAUCGUUGAAACGAUCGAAGAGAAUGUCAUAUGCGAACCGCUGAGUCAGUUGGCCCACAAGAUCGUGUCAGGCGGAUCUAACCGGGCCGUUGCAACAGGCAAUUGGGGUUGUGGUAACAGGCUACGAGGUCACCCUCAGCUCAAGAUGCUGCUCCAGUGGCUGGCAGCCAGUGUGGCUGGAGUACCUGCCCUCAUUUACUACACCUUCGGCAACGAGAACCUGUUCAAGCUGGACACCCUAGUGCGAGUCAUAGUAGAUAGAAAAUGGACGGUAGGUCAAUUGGCACGGGCGGUCCUCAAGUUUGCAAGACAAACACUACAUGAACCACACGUUAUCCCUGAUAACCACUCACUGUUCGACGAGCUCAUCGGCAUCGAGAAGAUACCAGACGACACAUAGCACACCCGACGUAGACUUUAUCAAUAAAGACACAAAGUUCAAAACGCGUGAACGCUCAGCGUUGGAAUGGUGAUAUUUUUACGCGUAAUCUUUUUUGACAACAAACGUUUAAUGGCAUUUUUGCAUUUUUUUACAAUAUGUUUUGUAACCUGUGAAAAUGUUUGUUGAGUAGAAAUAUAUAUAGUCGUUUUUUUUAAUUAAAAAGGAUAAAGUCAGGGGUUCUAGCAAUAUUUUUUUAAUUACUAAGAAAAACCACAAAUAAAAUUUGGUUUAUAAAUUAAUAGAUUUCUUACAAACCCCAUCAAUUAAUUUUUAAAGCAAAUUUUCGGUUAUUUGUUUAGUGGUUUGAUUGCUUUUAAUACUCUUUCCCAGACGUUGUUAUAAAGUAUCGGUCACAGAACGUUAAAAUGUAACAGUCAACAAUAAUUUAAUAGACAUGUUGUUAAGGUAGAGUUCUUUUUUAGUAAAAUAUCUAUUUUAUAUACGAAUUGUGGGGGGCUCCGGCAGAUCUUAAGAGUGCCCUUGUGCAUUGUGCAAAAUGAAGGUAGUUAGAUAUUACUUAUGAUUGAAUUACAUUUCGGAAUUUUGAUACAUAAUAAUAAAAUUCUAAUCGACCCUUUUGUUGUUAAAAAUCAACAUUUUUCUACUCGUAUUAUAACGCAAGGCUCGUGCAUGAGUAAGGUCCUGCGGACGGUCACCCACCCAUUAAUAUUAUAAACACUCAUACCAAUGACAUUACAAUAAAAAAAGGUUAGAAGUUACUUGAAUUCAAAAAGUGUUACCUUGAAACUAUGCUAAUUAAUAGAUAGAUAGAUUAAGCUGUUGAAUUGCAUGCAGUGUUUACCGAUAACUGUCUUUACAUUUACUAAGUUAUUUUAUAAGCUUAAACAUGCAUUAAAUCAUUGUACGUCUGGUUUGUGACAUGCUCAAUUGGAGAGUAUCGUGCCAUGUGCGUGUGUAAAUGCUGGGGACAUUUUUGACAUCUUAUUAUUACUGACAUUUUUAUUGUAAUAUCAUUGACUCAUACAAGUUGAAUUUAAUCUAGUAACACAUACCUAUACAUAUAUAGACAACAAAUUGCACCCAUGCUAGUAAAACCUGUUAAGUGACAAUAGGGUAUUCUACCGUGUUUGAAAUAAUACCUGUAACUGUUUAUUUUUAUUUAAAAAAUAUUUCAAUUAAAUAAAAAUUAAAUCAAUAUUUAAGCUUUUUUAUACCCGCGAAAACGCUGUCAGUCAUAUUCCUGACGUCAUUAUGAUAUGUAAACAAAACAGAUACAUAGAUUAGAUGUCAAUAAAAUAAAAACAAUGGCAUCUAACGAUCGAUUUCGCAAUAAAAUAUAGAAAUAAGUUAAGAAAUUAUUGAGACAUAUCUUUAUCUGACAGUUGUCACCACAGUGACGUCACACAAUGGCGGGUCGUGUUUUAAGUCACGUAUCACACAGACAAAAAAAAUCACUACUUUUAAUUUAAUAUAAUAAUAUAACCGUUUUCACUAUCCUAUUUUUACAAAAACGAAAUGGGUUUUACCAGUAGAUGCAGCUUGAAAUUUUCUAUCGAACGGUGUAUUUUUGUAAAAAUUGUAGAUAACAGGAUUUUUAUCAGCGUGGGUGUGAAUAUUGCAAUAUUAUUUGUAUCGUAAGGUAAUAUCUCUUUUAUAGACCUAUGUUACAAUUUACAGAAUUUUAGAUACUAUUUAUAAGGAGUCUACAAAAAGCAAUAUUAGCAUUGAUUCGAGUUAAAAAUAAAUAAUAAUUUUAAAAAUAUUUUUAUACAAAUCUAUCAAUUACAACGCAGGUGUAAAUAAAAUAUAAUUGUAAGAACUUAUACAUACGUGAUUUGUAAUAUGUAUAAUUUUACAUUAAAUUUAGGAGCAGAACUUCGUGUUUAUUAUCAAAUAUGCAAUAAGUGUAUAAUAAUAAAGUGAAAUUGUUAUAUAAAUUAAUACGACUGACCAUAAAAUCAAACUUGUGUUAUAUUCUUAAAUAAACUACAUAAAUGCUGAUAAAUGUACGAAAGUGUAAAAAUAAUAAGAGGGGAGUUACUAAAAACUCUAUAACGUGGCAUAAUUAUUACAUUCGUGGAAGUAGGAUGGUGGUAUACAAAUGUAUAGCGGUCUCUUGAUUUAACAACAGCUUUUUCAAUAUCUUUAGGGUUCAGUUACACUAGUCGAUGACAUCCGCAUGACAUCGGUUGUUCUUUAUUUACCAAUGAGAUGAGCAUGCAGAGGUCCAUCGACUAUAUUGUAACUGAGCCAUUAAGGGUACUGUGCGUGUAAUGAACGUAUUGACGGAAGAAUCGUCGUCCGUAUUUGAAAUCAUAAAACGUUCCAAAGACUGAUGGAUCAUCCGCCGCGUAUGCAAAAUUUAACGUCAAUAUUACAUAACAUCGUCUAACAUAUGAGUUCUAACGUUCCACAAUAGUUCAUAAUUAUUUAUACAAUUAGUUUUAUCUAUAUCCUAAAAAGUAUCUUUAAACUAUACCAUUUUCUGUGACAUGAAAUAUUUAUCAAGAUAAUUUAUUAAGAAACACUUUGUUCUGUUUGUGGAACUUAUUAUUAUUGUUAUGGGUUAGAUGGGAGCACUAUACUUACGUAUUUAAAAAGGCACAAAGUACUUACACAAUUUUCUGUAUGGAAGCUAGACAAUUGUACACAUGGCUGAAAAUUAACAUAAAAUCUUACAUUCUGCAUACAUAAUUACCAACACGUUAAGGCAGAAGUUCCCAACUUGGGGCGGAGAAAUGUCGAGGGAAUGAGAAGCUUAGUUAGAAAAAAACGAAUGGAAAAUACUAUAAAAUUGAUGAUCACUUAUUCUGUUGACCAAUGUUUCAAAACACGACGUUAUCUAUUGCAGUAUAUUCAAGCGUUAAGGUUUUUGUUAAUUUAUAGUCAACACAAGCUAGGUUGGGAAGCUCUGCAUUGAAGAUUAAAAUAAUUUCAUCAAUCUGUAAGCGAACUAGCAAAUGCUUGCUAAUACAAUUCAGCCACUUUCUCCAAGAUUUAUCACUUUUAUUAAGCGGUGGUUCAGUAUAAGGCGAAAAAUUUCGUUUGAAAGGUCUUCCAUAGCAUGAAUCUCAAUGUGUCCAAAAUUUGUUAAUUUUGUGUAUGUACCUACUUGAUUAUUAAAAUACUCGGCCGAAAUGAUGCGAAAUAAAUUAAGUGCGUCACAAUAAAUCAUCUUUCAUUCCAACUAUUACUUCAUUAUGUAAUACUAUUUAUUAUGUAAUAUCUGCGACAAAGAUGUAGAGUCCCCUCGCUACAUUGGUGUAUCCCUUGACGACCUCCAAAACUUUACGCGGAGCACUUACAUAAUUUAUUUAAAAAAAUAAUUUUGACCGAGUGACUCGCAGGCUGUUUUUGAGGAUGUUGCCAUUUUAUUCCCGGUUAACGUAGAAAAAUUUACUAGGUAUCUAUAUUAUCUUUUAUUUCUAUAACAAUUGGUAAAGCCUACUUAUUCGGGGUCUGAGCAAUGUAUGUAAAGUUUGUCAAAUAGUUAUUUUAUUUGUUUACAACCCUUGAUGUCCGAAGACUGGUCCGGACGCGGUCGGCAAACACACUCAAUACACGGCUGUACGUCAAGAUACUAUAAAAAUUCUGCAAUGGAUUUUGACCUGUACUCUCAAUGUAUUAAGGUUUAAAAUUUUACAGUUUUGUAUAGCCUCAAGUGCUGUUGAGUAAACCUUCACUUUGGGGUUAAGGGCUUAGGAACAGUCGAGGAGAGCUCCAUACCCAGCCCCAACAGGAAACUAACCUCAAAAUUUUGUUACCUAGCUCCGCCAUAUGCGUUGAACUUAUAAUAGUUACGAAAGUUAUAAAAAAUACACAUUUGUUGUAAAAUAGAUUGUAAAACGGUUUCUGAAUUGAGAAUAUUACAAAAUCUUAAGUUUUUUAAGUUUCAUAAGUCAAAAAGGCCUGGAUUUAUCAAAAUUAAAAAAUUGAUCAACUGUUAUCAUCUGAUCAUUAAAAAACUAAAACCCGUUUAAGUG